This is a messenger RNA of Papaver somniferum (opium poppy), 337 nucleotides long. Its product is annotated as zinc finger BED domain-containing protein RICESLEEPER 1-like. The record is from RefSeq and is a predicted model, not a curated record. The transcript has 2 exons. Bases 8 to 298 code for a protein of 96 amino acids. Gene Ontology annotation, molecular function: protein dimerization activity. NCBI's taxonomy places the organism in Eukaryota, Viridiplantae, Streptophyta, Magnoliopsida, Ranunculales, Papaveraceae.
AGAACCAAUGCUUAGCAAAGGCUCACCAAAAGAUGAGUAUUUAUUUGAAAUCUUGAGUUGGUGGAAGCUAAAUGCACCUAAGUACCCAACUCUUGCAAAGAUGGCAAGAGAUGUCUUGGCUAUCCCAGUCACCAGUGUGGCAUCCGAAUCAAUGUUCAGUGCAGGUGGUAGAGUGCUUACAACACACAGAGCUUCAUUAGAUCCAGAGGUUGUUGAAGCAUUGUUAUGCUUAAGCGAUUGGUUGCCAGAUUUCAUUUGUGAUGAAGAUAUGGAAAUUUUGGAAACCGAAGACGAAUGAAGACAAGAGAGACCCUGUUUGAAUAUCUGUUAAGUUUUU